AGCGCCGCCGGGGCCCUAAUCAAAUCUAAGCCUAAUAAUAAACGUCCUGAGUAAUGAGCGGCCGGGGUCGGAGCAGCCGCGGCCUGGGGAGCCGCGCCGAGCGCUCCCCACAGGGCUUAUGGACCCCGGCGGCCAUGGACUCCUGCCCUGAGGAGCAGUACUGGGACCCCCUGCUGAAGACCUGUGUCCCCUGCAAGCCCUUCUGCAGCCGUCGGAGCCCGCGCACCUGUAUAGCCUUCUGCAAGUCGCUCAGCUGCCGCAAGGAGCAGGGCAGGUACUAUGACCUGCUCCUGAAUGAAUGCAUCAGCUGCAUCUCCAUCUGUGGGCAGCACCCCAAGCAAUGUGCGUACAUCUGCGAGAGCAGGUUCGCUGGACGGAACAGAGAGAGCUUCCCACCAGAGCUCAGGAGGCAGCAGACAGGGGACGCUGACAGCAGGCCAGACCACACCGGCAGCUACCAGGGAUCGGUGCCCAAGGGCUUGGAAGCAGGUGCAGGUAAGCUUGGUGUUGGCACGAAGGUCAGGCAACAGGCCUAAAUGAGGCGGGGGAUGCAGAGCAGGAUGUCUAUGGUCCAGGCAGACACCAGGUGCAUUGAGGCUCAUCACAGGAUGGUAAAAAAUGCAGGGGAAAUUUCAGCAGCCCGUAGGCAUAAAGGGAAAAUGGAUGUUCAAGACCCCCGACAGGUUAGAGUCUUCCAUUGAGGUCACCAAGGCAGGGUGAGCUCUUAAAACACAGGUGGCAAGUAACUAGCCUUGAAAGCCGUCAGGUCAGGAGAUCAACACCUUCCUUCCACCAAGACUGCAGGCUUCAGUUCAGAAGCAGUAGAGACUUCCUACAAAUGAGCACCUGUGUGGCAGGAGUUGGCCGCACGGAUGUGGUAACUGGUGUCCUAGAGCUAGGCAUCUCCAAGAGCCGGGUGUUGGAAUGAUGUGAUUUUAUAGUCUCAGCUCCUGGCUCACGUCCCUGGCCUGUGGUGUCAGAAAGGCUGGGAGGGGGCUGCCCUGUGGGUCCAGGAACAUCUCAGAUGGAGAUUUCCCCUGCCCUGGGCUUGUCAGUGACAAGACCACAGAACUCCAGCUCCCAGAUGACAGACUGGUUUAUUUCCUUGGCCUGUACCUUCUUUCAUAAUCACCUAAUCUCCAUGAGGUUGGUCCCUGUGCCAGUUUGGAUAUAUUAUGUCUCCCAGAAAAAGCCAUAUUACUUAAUGCAAUCUUGUGGGGGCAGACUGAUUAAUCUUUUUGAUUAGGGUGUGACCC
This is a messenger RNA of Choloepus didactylus (southern two-toed sloth), 1256 nucleotides long. RefSeq names its product TNF receptor superfamily member 13B (gene TNFRSF13B). The coding region runs from base 54 to 536 and encodes 160 amino acids. Lineage: Eukaryota; Metazoa; Chordata; Mammalia; Pilosa; Megalonychidae. Gene Ontology annotation, cellular component: plasma membrane. The record is from RefSeq and is a predicted model, not a curated record. The transcript has 3 exons.